This is a messenger RNA of Astrephomene gubernaculifera, 445 nucleotides long. The record is from the annotation of a GenBank genome assembly. NCBI's taxonomy places the organism in Eukaryota, Viridiplantae, Chlorophyta, Chlorophyceae, Chlamydomonadales, Astrephomenaceae.
CAACAACAUAUCACUCCUACGAGAUACCAUUGAGUCGCGCUAGAACCCAUACAGCCUGUGCGUGUUUUGGAUUGACUUAGCUGAAGCUGUCUGCGUACCUAACAUUGUGUAAUGAAUUUAAAGCUAAGAAAUUACCCAUCACUUGCUCAGCAUCCCUGCAGCGCUUCGAAUGGCCUCAGCUUGCGUCGGUUGCGGCUCCAUGCGCAUGGAUGUCACCCUCAAAACGUUUCACACAGGCAAAGCCGCUCUGUCAUCACUACCGCUACAAAGGAGAUAUGGCUACAGACCAGUAGCAAGGCGGCCUUUCGAGCGGCCUUGGACUCCGGCUGCGUCUCUUCCUUCGUCUUCGGGCCUGACCCAGCCCAGUUUGCCCUAGCAGCGGAGUGGCAGCGAGGUGGGGCGUCCUCGGCCUUCCGGACGCUGCUUCUGAGUGAGCGUGGGGAGC